GUUCCUCUUCCCCUCCUCCUUCAGUCUACUCUCUCCUCUUUCUUAACAGGUAGUCUCCCUUCCUCCUUCUCCCUUCCUCUUCCCCGAUCAGCGCAACAGGCAUUAAGAUUCCUCGUACACUCGACGCGAAGCAAUGGUGAUUUCUCCUCCAUUCGACGCGAAGCAACGACCAUUCCUCUCCCGUUCAAGGUGAGUGGUUGUUUCUCCUCUAUUCGACUCUCGGCGCGACGCUGCGGCCAUGCCUCCUCCGUUCAACGCGAAGCAGUGGUCGUUUCCCCUCUAGAGGCCAAGAAGUCGGAGCCCUCUUCCUCCUCCCUUCAUUUUGAUAGUAAGAGAAGGAAACAUUUGCUUUGAAGGGAACAGCGAAUCAGAUGCAGAAAUUAGGAGACUUUAAGCUUCCUCAGUUCUUCAACUACCUGCCCUUCUUCACUUUGCAGCCUGUGAAGGAAACACGUGAUAAUCAAGUGAAGCUAUGGAAAGAGCUGAUACUUGGCUACUGCAGAAGUCAAAGGAUAUUUGUGAUAGGAUUAGAAGAAGAUUUGCCUCUUUUUUCUAAUCCUGUAAUUGAAAGAUCUUUAAGCCAUGAGGCAAGGGAGGUAUUUCUUUCUGCUAUGGUAAAUGAAGGUCGUGCAGAAUGGAUGGACAAAGGUCAUAAGAAAUGUCUUCUACUUUGGUUAAGAAUCCAAGAGUGGGCUGAUUAUAUUUUGAACUUUGUUAAAGAAAAUGGGUUUGAGGGCAGUGUCAUGACUAUCGAAGAAAUACGGUCGGGGAUUGAAACUCGUGGCACUGGCUCUGAAACUACUCGAGCAGAAAGGUAAAGUUGCAAUCUUCAAGGGGGCAUCAACAGAUGAUGAUGGGGUGAAGUUCUCUGCUUAAUCAUAAUGUGUUUUACAAUCCCAUUACCAAUUGGUGAUCAUUUCCAUCCACUAAGUGAACCCUGAUGUAAACUAAAAUUUCAGCAUACUUUUGGUUUUUUUCAUGAGUGAAUAAUUUAUACCCACAUGCAUAUAGACCUGACCACUGUUUAGAACCGAUAGUUUAAUGGUUCAAAACUGUUGGUUUGACGGUUCAAGAAA
This is a messenger RNA of Zingiber officinale, 1076 nucleotides long. Its product is annotated as vacuolar protein sorting-associated protein 25-like. The record is from RefSeq and is a predicted model, not a curated record. The transcript has 7 exons. Gene Ontology annotation, cellular component: ESCRT II complex. Lineage: Eukaryota; Viridiplantae; Streptophyta; Magnoliopsida; Zingiberales; Zingiberaceae. Gene Ontology annotation, molecular function: structural molecule activity; protein homodimerization activity. Bases 372 to 818 code for a protein of 148 amino acids. Gene Ontology annotation, biological process: protein transport to vacuole involved in ubiquitin-dependent protein catabolic process via the multivesicular body sorting pathway.